Schistocerca gregaria is the source of this 486-nucleotide messenger RNA. RefSeq lists its product as uncharacterized. The transcript has 4 exons. NCBI's taxonomy places the organism in Eukaryota, Metazoa, Arthropoda, Insecta, Orthoptera, Acrididae. The record is from RefSeq and is a predicted model, not a curated record. The coding region runs from base 1 to 378 and encodes 125 amino acids.
AUGCAGGACGUAUACAAGUCUGAUGGUUCCUCGCGAUUUGAACCCCAGCAUAAUGCUAAAAGUCGCUCGCCAUUGGAGGAAUACCAAAGAAAUGUUCUGAUGUCAGAUCCUAAAAUUAUGAGCUGCUUGAAUCGAGUUUCUUGGUCUGUUAUACUCGGCGGUUCUAUAUUUGGAAUUGGCGCAUAUUAUUAUUCAAAAUCCAGAGGUUAUCUAUUAGCUGGCCGGCUCAUGUGGACGAUUGCUGGUCUCAUUGGUGGCCCCUUUUUUAGUAUAGUUAUAACGCCAGCAAUUAUGUGCACUGAAGACGAAAGAAGAGCAGUCGAGAGGUCUGCGCAGCUAUUUUCAUUUUCGAGAGAUAAAGCAAAAGACAACAAAUGACCUUGCCAUUCAUCUGUUUCGAAAACUGGGUGGUAUUCUCUGAUAAAGCUGUUUUUUUGAUUUUUUUGAGCCUUUGGAUUAAUAAAUAUUGUUGCACAUUCGCAAUUC